AUGGCUCCGUACGAGAUGCUUUACGGUAGAAAAUGUCGAACCCCGGUGUGUUGGGAUGAGGUUGGUCCACGUGAGCUUGCACAUAAGGAUGUAGUCCGAAUCACGAAUAAGAAAAUUGUUUUGGUCCGAGCCCAUUUGAAAGCGGCUCAUGAUCGACAAAAAUCAUAUGCAGACAAAAGAAGGAGACAAAUUGAGUUUCAAGUUGGUGACAAAGUUAUGCUAAAAGUAUCUCCGUGGAAGGGGGUUAUUCGGUUCAGAAAAAGGGGAAAGUUAAACUCGAGGCUUAUUGGGCCAUUUAGAAUCAUCGAACGGGUUGGUAAGGUCGCAUACCGUCUCGAACUACCCGAGGAGUUGAGUGGGAUACAUAGCACGUUUCACGUAUCACAUCUCCGGAAAUGUCUAGCUGAUGAAACCGCUUAUAUCCCCCAAGACGACAUUGAGGUAGAUAAUAGUCUCAACUACGUAGUGAAGCCGGUUUCGAUUCUAGAUCGUAAGGUAAGGAGUUUGAGGAACAAAGAAAUUGACCAAGUGAAGGUCAAAUGGGAGCACAGAAAAGGUUCGGAUACCACAUGGGAGUCCGAAGAAGAGAUGAGACGUCUCUACCCUACACUAUUCGUAUGCAUGCUUGACAUGAUGGAAUCGAAAGGUGUGAUUAUAAUUGGCGAAAAUAACAAGUUAUGA
Messenger RNA from Helianthus annuus (common sunflower), 681 nucleotides. RefSeq lists its product as uncharacterized. NCBI's taxonomy places the organism in Eukaryota, Viridiplantae, Streptophyta, Magnoliopsida, Asterales, Asteraceae. The transcript is spliced from 2 exons. Bases 1 to 681 code for a protein of 226 amino acids. The record is from RefSeq and is a predicted model, not a curated record.